This is a messenger RNA of Penicillium atrosanguineum, 414 nucleotides long. RefSeq names its product Stomatin-like protein 2. NCBI's taxonomy places the organism in Eukaryota, Fungi, Ascomycota, Eurotiomycetes, Eurotiales, Aspergillaceae. The coding region runs from base 1 to 414 and encodes 137 amino acids. The transcript has 3 exons. The record is from RefSeq and is a predicted model, not a curated record.
AUGAAGAUACAAAGAAUAUUCUAUUUUAUAGGAUGGUUACUCCAGAGGGAUCUUAUAAUAGUAAAGGGCUUACUUUCGGCUCGCUACAUCAUAACUUCACGAGCUUGGCUUAAAGGGCUAGCUUCUGAAAUAAGUUGCGGGUAUAUAGGAUUUGAGGGGGUGUGGCUAACAAUAUUGACCCUAAGGCAUCUGAAGCGACACGUGGGUAGGCGCUCGAUCAUCAGAAUUAUAACACCUACCUUAAAUACUAGUCCUCCCUUAAAGCUUUGGAUAUUCAAGAUAAAUAUAGCCGCUAUCGCACGAUUUAAAGAGGAAGACGAUAUUAUUACAAUUAAGGAAGAAAUCUCUACCUUAACUUUUAAGAUUACCGGUAGGCUAGAAGUUCAUAAAGAUCUUAAGCGCGAAAGAUCUUAA